Leopardus geoffroyi (Geoffroy's cat) is the source of this 1212-nucleotide messenger RNA. It is a transcript of the gene LACTB2, whose product is annotated as lactamase beta 2. The transcript is spliced from 7 exons. Gene Ontology annotation, molecular function: single-stranded RNA binding; RNA endonuclease activity. Lineage: Eukaryota; Metazoa; Chordata; Mammalia; Carnivora; Felidae. The record is from RefSeq and is a predicted model, not a curated record. Bases 76 to 942 code for a protein of 288 amino acids. Gene Ontology annotation, cellular component: mitochondrial matrix.
UGCCGGCCCCGCCCCGAGCCUACUCACCAGUUCCGCGCUCUGGUCUCCGCGCGUCGGCGGGUGGCGGAAACCGAGAUGUCGGCUAUCCUGCAGCACAUCGAGCGGCUGUCCAGCAGGGUGGUGCGCGUUCUGGGCUGUAACCCGGGACCCAUGACCCUGCAGGGCACCAACACCUACUUGGUAGGGACCGGCAGCAGGAGAAUCCUCAUUGACACUGGAGAACCAGCAAUUCCAGAAUAUAUCAACUGUUUAAAGCAGGCUCUGACUGAAUUUAAUACAACAAUCCAGGAAAUCGUAGUGACUCACUGGCACCGUGAUCAUACUGGGGGCAUAGGAGAUAUUUGUAAAAGCAUCAGUAAUGACACUGCCUAUUGCAUUAAAAAACUCCCACGGAACCCUCCAAGAGAAGAAAUUAUAGGAGAUGGAAAGCAACAAUAUGUUUAUCUGCAAGAUGGAGACAUGAUUAAAACUGAGGGUGCCACUCUCAGAGUUAUACACACACCUGGCCACACUGAUGAUCAUAUGGCUCUACUUUUAGAAGAGGAAAAUGCUCUCUUUUCUGGAGAUUGCAUCCUAGGAGAAGGAACAACUAUAUUUGAGGACCUUUAUGAUUAUAUGAACUCCCUAAAAGAACUGUUGAAAGUCAAAGCUGAUAUUAUAUAUCCAGGACACGGCCCAGUAAUCCAUAAUGCCGAAGAUAAAAUUCUGGAAUACAUUUCUCACAGAAAUAUGCGAGAACAGCAAAUUCUUGCAUUACUUCAUGAUAAUUUUGAAAAAUCAUUUACAACAAUGGAGCUGGUAAAAAACAUUUACAAGACUGUUCCUGAGCAUUUAUAUAAGAUGGCUGAACAUAAUGUCUUGCUUCAUUUAAUAAAAUUAGAAAAAGAAGGAAAAAUCUUUAGCAACAUGGAUCCUGACAAGAAAUGGAAAGCUAAUCUUUAGUUGCAGAUUAAUGAAAGCUUGUGUUGGUUUGUUUUUAGAGAAUGGUGUGAUUUUCUUAACUAUUAAUUAUUUAUACAAAAGACAGAGCAUAGAACAUUGAAAAUAACCCUAGAUAUACUUUAAAAUAUUGUCAUAUUUUCUUCUAAAAUAAAUAUUACAUUUUACAUGUUACUUAUCUAACCUGAGUCGUAUAACAUUUUAUCAAAAAUUCAGAAUCCAACAAUUUAUCCAUGUUCAACAGAUUCAAUAAAAUGGCUACUUUAAAAAUAA